Messenger RNA from Didymodactylos carnosus, 3486 nucleotides. NCBI's taxonomy places the organism in Eukaryota, Metazoa, Rotifera, Eurotatoria, Philodinida, Philodinidae. The record is from the annotation of a GenBank genome assembly.
AUGUGUAAGGAAGGCGUAUUUAAUGGAAAGUUAACGUCAACAUUCAGUGAAACACCUGAUUACAUUGCACUAGAAAUCUUGCAAGAUCGUUUUCUGUUGAUUGAUGACUUGUUUAUGCCAAAAAAUCCGGCAAAACGACUGGGUUGUGUCGCUGCACAAGAUGGGGAAGAUGCUAUUAAACGUCAUAGAAUCGAUGAACGUGAAGAAGGAGAAGAGGACGACGAUAGUAAUGGAGAAACACCAGUUGCAGAGGUUUCUAAACGAAAACGGACUGAAAAUAAUGAUGAUGAACCAACCAAUGAAACCGAAGAAGAGGACGAGGAGGAUGAUGAUGACGAAGAUGAUGAAGAUGAAGAAGAGGACGAAGACGAAGAAGAAGAAGAACGAAACGUGCAAAAAGGUCCAAAACGAAAACGAAAGAAAAUAUCUGGCAAACAAUUCAUUAUAUCAGAAGCAGAUGUUGAUAAAGAGGAAGAAGACGAGGAGGAUCUCGCUGAAGAAGGUUUUGAAGAUCUUUUUCUUCAUGAACAAAAUGAAAUUGAUGAUUCAGCGCGAGAUCUAUAUCGAACAACAAGAACUACAACAUCCCUUUUUGGAACUGAUGAUGUUGAAAAAAUUGAAAAAUAUAUAACGGAUAAAUAUGGAAAUAAAAAUCGAAUACGUGAUGACGAUGACAUAGAUGAAGAUGAAAAUGUACCAGAUGAAAUAACACAACAAAGUUUAUUGCCCGAUGUCAAAUCGCCUAAUUUAUGGCCAGUUAAAUGUCGUAUUGGCGAAGAAAAACUAACAGCAUUAUUAUUAAUGAGAAAAUUUCUUGCAUUAGAAUCUAGCGAUAAUGCACUUCAAAUUAAAAGUGUUGUAGUUAAAGAAGGUGAUCGUGGCUAUGUAUAUGUUGAAGCAUUUAAAUCAAAUCAUGUUAAACAGGCAUGUGAUGAUAUUAAAUCUUUACAUACGACUAAUUUACAAAUGGUACCUAUUCGUGGUAUGCCCGAUAUAUUGAGAGUACUUAAAAUUAGUUAUGGUAUUAAAGUUGGUUCAUGGAUACGAAUUAAACGUGGUAUGUAUCGUGAUGAUUUGGCAAAAGUUAAAGAAUGUGAUAUGGCACAAAAUAAUGUAACGGUAAAAUUAAUACCACGUAUUGAUUAUACAAAAAAACGUGGCCUAUUAAAAGAAACUGGUGAUGAACGGACGAAUCCAAAUAUGAAAAAGAAAAAUCGAUUUUCAUUCAAACGAUCAGCAGCAAAAUUGUUUGAUGAAGAUGCUGUCAAACCACUUGGAGGUGAAGUUAAACGAUUUGGAGAAUAUCGUGUAUUUGAAGGGGGAAAAUAUAAUGAAAAAGGAUUUUUAAUUAAGACAUUUCCACUACUUGCUGUGCAAGCUGAUGGUAUCACACCGACAAUAUCUGAAUUAGAAAAAUUUGAAGAAUCUAUCGAUGGUCCAGAUAGUAACGUUAUUGUUAGCAAGAAUAAAUCGUCGAUGAGUGAUUCACAAUCGUUUGCUCCUGGUGAUGCAGUCGAAGUUAGCGAAGGUGAAUUAAUUAAUUUGCAAGGAACAGUUAUUGGUGUUGAUGGUGAUCAAAUUCGAAUAUUGCCGAAACAUGAAGCGUUAAAAGAUGAAAUUCCAUUUAAAGCAAAUGAAUUACGAAAAUAUUUUUCUGUUGGUAAUCAUGUGAAAGUAUUACGUGGACGAUUUGAAGGUGAUACGGGAAUGAUAGUUGGCAUUGAAGGACUUAAAGCAAUUGUUCUGUCAGAUGGAACAAAAGAUGAAAUGCCCGUUCGUUGUUCGGAUUUACAGAUUUGUAAAGAAACAUCAUCUGGUGUUGAUUCAACUGGUCAAUUUCAAUUACGUGAUUUAGUCAAUUUAAGUCCUGAUAAAGUUGGUAUUGUUAUUCGUGUUGAGAAAGAACGUUUACAUGUAUUAAAUAUGGACGCUAAAGUUCAAAUUGUUCCCAUCCAAUCUGUAACAAAACGUCGAUUUAAUAAAAAUGCUAUGGCAUUGGAUAGUUUAAAUAAUAAUCUAAAUGUUGGCGAUAUUGUUAAUGUUAUUGAUGGACCCAAUGCUAAUCGUCAAGGCCAAAUCAAACAUAUAUUUCGCCAUUUUAUAUUCAUAUUCUGCCGUACGUUAACAGAAAAUGGUGGUUUGUUUGUUUGUAAGGCAAAAAAUUUAUCAUUAGCCGGUGGAGCUAAAGUGUCCACAUUUCCCAUUAUGGCAUCCGGUUAUAUGUCACCGAGAAUUGCCAGUAGUCCUUCUCCGCAUAAUGGUAGUGCUGGAACAAGUGUUCAUGGUGCAAUUGGUAGUACACAUAGUACAAAUGGUGGAGGCUCAUCAGGACUUGGAAAUCGUACACCUGCUGGAAAACCAUUUAAUUCGACAGUUAAUGUUAGACGAGAUACACAAUUAAUUGGAAAAACUGUUAGAAUUAAACAAGGACCGUAUAAAGGCUAUGUUGGAAUAGUUAAAGAUGCUACUGAAUCAACAUGUAAAAUUGAAUUACAUGCAAAAUGUCAAACAAUAACAGUCGAUAAAAAUCGUAUUAUUGUUUUAGCACCAGAUUCUGGUGAUGCUUCAUCAUCUCAAACAGCAACUCCUUUACAUGGAUCUCAAACUCCUGGUUAUAAUGCAUUUGGAGCGCAAACACCAUUAUAUGGAUCUCGAACGCCAAUGGUUGGUAGUGGCACACCUCAUUAUGAUGGAAGUCGAACACCACAUUACGGAAAUAUGACACCAAGACAUGAGGGCAGUAUGACACCGGCUGGUGGCGGAGGAGCGUCAGCUUGGGAUCCAAGUUAUGGAGCUACACCAAGAGUUGAUUAUGAUGAUGAUGAACCUAGUCCAUAUCAAAAUUUAAAUCCAACCACUCCAAGCUACUCUCAUAUUGAUUCAAAUAUACCAUCAACAAGCGCUGCUAGUGCAUCAUCUUUAAAUCAAAAUACUUUUUCACCUUAUAGCCAACAUACAACAGCAUCACCAGGAAUUGAUUAUCAACCGUACAGUAGUCAUAUACCAACACCCGGUUCUGAUUCUUAUCGUGCUCCUGAUCAAUCACCAGCAAAUUAUGUUUACUCUCCUUCUGUAAAUAUGACACCAGUGACACCAAGUGCUCAAUAUACACCAAUGCCAACUGGAGUUGAUUAUGAUUCAUCUUCAAAUGAUUGGCAUACAGAAGGUUUAGUUGUUCGCUUUAAAGAUCAAUCUGAUGACAUCAUGGCUGGUUCAACCGGUGUCAUACAAAGUAUAAAUGGUAAUAUUUGUACAAUUCAUGUUGAAAAAUUCGAUAAAAAGGUGGCAAUUCAGUUAGAUCGUAUUGAACCUGUAGUACCAAAACCAAAUGAUAAAGUGUAUGUAAUUGGUGGUGAUUAUAAAGGUGCAUCGGGCGAUUUACUAAGUGUGGAUUAUCAAGAUGGUGUCGUUAAAUUACAUGAAAAUUCAUCAUUAGACGACAAUAUUACAAUGAUUAAUUUAAGAUAUUUAUCAAAAUGUGUUUAG